Messenger RNA from Microdochium trichocladiopsis, 1281 nucleotides. Its product is annotated as major facilitator superfamily transporter. The record is from RefSeq and is a predicted model, not a curated record. Gene Ontology annotation, biological process: transmembrane transport. NCBI's taxonomy places the organism in Eukaryota, Fungi, Ascomycota, Sordariomycetes, Xylariales, Microdochiaceae. Gene Ontology annotation, molecular function: transmembrane transporter activity. The coding region runs from base 1 to 1281 and encodes 426 amino acids. Gene Ontology annotation, cellular component: fungal-type vacuole membrane. The transcript has 2 exons.
AUGACGGCCGCCGACAGCACCUCGCCCGGCAACACCAGCAGCAGCGGCGAGGACAGCGACUGCCACAACGACGACACCCCCCCGGACGGCGGGGCGCCGGCCUGGUUGUGCGUGCUGGGCGCCUGGUGCGCUUCCUUUGUCAGCUAUGGCUGGAUCAACUCCAUCGGCACCUGGCAGGAGUACUACCAGAACGGGCCCCUUAAAGCCUACUCGCCCAGCCAGAUCUCGUGGAUCACCUCGCUGCAGGUCUUCUUCAUCUCCUUCCUCGGCCCCGUCAUUGGCCAGGUCUACGACCGCGGCGGGAUGCGCUACCUCAUCCGCGUCGGCUCCUUCAUGCACGUCUUCGGGCUCAUGAUGGCCUCGCUGUCAACCGAGUACUACCAGAUCCUCCUCUCCCAGGGCGUGUGCAGCUCCAUCGGCGUCGCCAUGGUCUUCGUCUGCGCCUUCAGCACCAUAAGCGACUGGUUCCUCAAGCGGCGCGGCUUGGCCUUUGGCGUGCUCGCCACGGGGUCGAGUCUCGGCGGCGUCAUCUUCCCCAUCAUGACGUCGAACCUGAUCAAGACGGUCGGCUACGGCUGGACGAUGCGUAUCGACGCGUUCCUCAUCAUGGCCCUGCUCGUCGUGUCGAAUCUCACCGUGCGCUCGCGCCGUGCGCCCAGGCCGGUCAAGCUCAAUCGCGAGUCCCUCGCCAGGCCAUUCACCGAGCUCACGUUCAAUCUGCUCGUGCUGGGGCUGUUCCUGAUGCCGUUCGGCAUGUACGUGCCCAUCACGUACCUCCCCGUCGCGGCGCAGGGCGAGGGGUACGUCUCGUCGGCGAUGGCCAUCAAUCUCGUGGCUUUCUACAACGCAGCUAGCCUCUUCGGCCGCCUCGGCUCCGGCUGGCUCUCUGACCGCUACGGCAAGUACAACAUCUACAUCAUCUGCGGAUACCUCUCGGGCAUCCUCGUGCUCGCGUUGUGGAUCCCCGCGCGCACCGAGGCCGCGGCCAUCGCGUUCGCGCUGCUCUUCGGCCUCGCCUCGGGCGCGUACAUCUCCCUCAUGGGCGCGCUGGUCCCUUGCAUCAGCCCCAUGGAGGAGAUCGGGUACCGCAACGGCAUCACGUUCCUGAGCUCGGCCAUCGGCGGGCUCAUCACGAGCCCGAUCGCGGGCGUGAUCCUGGUGACGCCCGCGAGGUGGACGGGGCUGAAGCUGUUCGCGGGCGCGUUCCUGCUGGCGGGGACGACGGGGGUUGUGUUUGCGAGGGUCUCGAGGACGGGGUUGAAGCUGAAUGCGAUUUUCUAA